This is a messenger RNA of Bipolaris sorokiniana ND90Pr, 654 nucleotides long. RefSeq lists its product as uncharacterized. Bases 1 to 654 code for a protein of 217 amino acids. NCBI's taxonomy places the organism in Eukaryota, Fungi, Ascomycota, Dothideomycetes, Pleosporales, Pleosporaceae. The record is from RefSeq and is a predicted model, not a curated record. The transcript is spliced from 2 exons.
AUGCUGAAGCGCGGGUCGGCCAUUGCAAAGCGCCAGGGCUACUAUCCCACCAGCGGCGUGUGCGACAAGCCCGGCGAUACAUGCGCUGAAGCCUGCGGUGCCGAGUACGUCGAGUGUCCAUCUAACGGGUCGGUUACAAGUUGUCACUCGACAACAGAUGGGAGUCAUUGUUGUACAGAUGGGACUGGGAAUGCAUGCGGCGCAGGCGACUACUGCACCCACGAUAACCGCGGCCAAACUUACUGCUGCCCGGAGAACCUUAAUGCAGAGGAGUGUGCAAAGCAACUCGGGCUCGAUGUCCCGCUGAUCCCGGAUUCCGCGGAGACGACGACGCCGGUUGCAGAGCCGACGGGGGUGCCUUCGCCUACGCCGACUGAGGUGUCGGAGAGUGCGGUGGAGACAGAGACAGAGGAAGAGACGUCGGCGGUCUUGGUAUCGUCUUCGUCGCCAUCACCGUCGCCGUCAACUGCGAGAGUAAGUUCGACGAGGAUGACAGCCUCGCCGAGUGUGGAGCUUCCUACGGUUGCUUCGUCUAGACUACCGAAUGCUACGAGCACUGGUCCGGUACUACCUCAGUUUACGGGUGGUGCUGCAAAGAUUGCUGGAGCUGGAGCUGUGGUGUUUGCGGCUGUUGCUGGGCUGGUUAUUUUGUAA